This is a messenger RNA of Nicotiana attenuata, 1175 nucleotides long. Its product is annotated as serine/threonine-protein kinase Aurora-2-like. Gene Ontology annotation, molecular function: ATP binding; protein kinase activity. Gene Ontology annotation, biological process: mitotic spindle organization; regulation of cytokinesis; protein phosphorylation. The coding region runs from base 102 to 986 and encodes 294 amino acids. The record is from RefSeq and is a predicted model, not a curated record. NCBI's taxonomy places the organism in Eukaryota, Viridiplantae, Streptophyta, Magnoliopsida, Solanales, Solanaceae. The transcript has 9 exons. Gene Ontology annotation, cellular component: spindle pole centrosome; spindle microtubule; spindle midzone.
CUUUCUAUUCAAAAAUUGACAUUUUUAACGACUCCACAAUUGCUACACCGUAAGCCAUUCCCUCUCUCUCUCUUGGGGCAUAUACAGGCAACAUAGGGGACAUGGCGAUUGCAGCGGAGAAUCAGCCACAGCAACACAAGGGUUCGUCUGAGGGCGCAGUGGUGGAUAACAAGAGAUGGACUGUCAAUGAUUUUGACAUUGGAAAACCUCUUGGAAGAGGAAAAUUUGGUCAUGUAUAUUUAGCUAGAGAGAAAAGGAGCAAUCAUAUUGUUGCACUAAAAGUGCUAUUCAAGAGUCAGCUGAAACAGUCCCAAGUUGAGCACCAGCUUCGUCGUGAGGUUGAAAUACAAAGCCACCUUCGACAUCCAAAUAUCCUGAGACUUUAUGGUUACUUUUAUGAUCAGAAACGGGUUUAUUUGAUUUUGGAAUAUGCUGCCAAGGGUGAACUCUACAAGGAGCUGCAGAAAUGCAAAUACUUCAGUGAAAGGCAUGCUGCAACUUAUGUUGCAUCACUGGCACGAGCCCUCAUAUACUGUCACGGGAAGCAUGUAAUACAUAGAGAUAUUAAGCCAGAGAACCUUUUGGUUGGUGCACAGGGUGAACUUAAAAUUGCAGACUUUGGUUGGUCAGUACACACCUUUGAUCGUAGACGAACUAUGUGUGGCACUCUAGACUAUUUGCCACCUGAGAUGGUGGAAAGUGUGGAGCAUGAUGCAAACGUGGACAUUUGGAGCCUUGGUAUCCUUUGCUAUGAAUUUCUAUAUGGGGUGCCUCCAUUUGAAGCGAAGGAACACUCAGACACAUAUAGAAGGAUUGUGCAAGUGGAUCUAAAGUUUCCUUCCAGACCUAUAGUCUCAUCAGCUGCAAAGGAUCUUAUUAGUCAGAUGCUAGUCAAGGAUUCUUCCCAACGUCUGGCCCUGAAGAAGUUACUCGAGCAUCCUUGGAUUGUGCAGAAUGCAGAUCCUUCUGGUAUUUAUAGGGGUUGAAUACAUCCUCUCACAAGUACCAAUCUUGGAGCUUACUAUGAUUCUUUGUAUUUUUUAAGAAGCUUUUUAAUUUUAUCAGGUAGGAUAAAACAUUGCCAUGUAAAAUAAUCAAGUUGUAUGGAUGUCACCUGAAAAUGAGAAGAAUUACUUUACGAGCUUGUAAUGUAGCCAGAAGUUUUUUGUUUUUUA